This is a messenger RNA of Naegleria fowleri, 333 nucleotides long. RefSeq lists its product as uncharacterized. The transcript has a single exon. NCBI's taxonomy places the organism in Eukaryota, Heterolobosea, Eutetramitea, Acrasida, Naegleriidae. Bases 1 to 333 code for a protein of 110 amino acids. The record is from RefSeq and is a predicted model, not a curated record.
AUGUCAAGCCUUACCAUCAUUCAAAAGGCUCUUUUGGAACUUAACAAUUUUGCCAAAAAGUCAGACGAAGGGCAACAGGAAAUGUUGAACGUGUUGCAGGAACAGCAACGCAAGUCGGACGAGCAUCAGCAGGUGAUGUUAAACGUGUUGCGCGAGUUGUUGGAGGAAAUCAAUGGUGGAACAACCUCCAUCACCUCUCUUCCAUACAAGAGUCAUCCAAGUGGGUGCUGGUGGAAGCUUUUUGCUAUUGAUGGACAGGUCUAUGCCUUGGAAAAGGGUCAGGAUUUUCGUCUCGGAAUGGAUAUGUCAAGUUCCUCCAGGAGGAAUCCAUAA